AUGUUGCAGAAUCGGUGCGAUCAAAAGCUACCCAAAUGCACCAAUUGCAAUAAAGCCCAUGUGAGCAGCGUUGGCUUCUAUCCUGUAAGCAAGCUUGAGAUCCCUCACAGCUAUGUCCACUACCUGGAACACCCUGUGGUGAACUUGAAAGCGGUGGUAGCAGCUAACAACAUCGCUUUUCCACCGGCACAGUAUGACUUUGCCAUCAGCGAGAACAUCAAGACAGACAUCAAUGUCCCAUUCCCGGUCCAAGACGAUCACCUAGAUCAUGACAACUACCAAGUUACCAAUGCUGACCACGCGUACCCUGGUUCCGGCAAUGGAAAGUCACCACGAUGA
Messenger RNA from Colletotrichum gloeosporioides, 339 nucleotides. RefSeq lists its product as uncharacterized. The coding region runs from base 1 to 339 and encodes 112 amino acids. The transcript has a single exon. Gene Ontology annotation, molecular function: sequence-specific DNA binding; DNA-binding transcription factor activity, RNA polymerase II-specific; zinc ion binding. The record is from RefSeq and is a predicted model, not a curated record. Lineage: Eukaryota; Fungi; Ascomycota; Sordariomycetes; Glomerellales; Glomerellaceae. Gene Ontology annotation, biological process: positive regulation of transcription by RNA polymerase II.